UGUAAUUUAGGAAGUGCUCGCCCAAAUACGCGAGGGAGCUGCUUCUCCCUCCCUCUCCUUUCCUCUCCCUUAAGGGCGUUUUUUUUUUUCAAACUUAGGAGGCGCCCCCACAAGUGCAACUUUUCUUUGCAGACUUCUGGUGAGGAGUGUAGGAGGGGACGAAAUCUGGAACAGUAUGAAAUAGUUUAUGUGCAAAGGGCAAGGAGUUGUGCAUUCAUUUGUGCGAGUAGUAAAACGACCGAUGCCAUUUUCUCCGGACUGACAGCCUGAGCAGUCUAGGUCAGUGGAUUUGAGGUAGUGUCCGAGCCGCGCUGAGGAGGAAAGCAAAAUAAAAUAAUGUCUGCUUUGAGUCCCUGGAGCAAAACUCUGCUAGUCGCCUGCCAGCUGCUUUUGUUUAAUCUCCUCUACAGCAGUCCGAGCAUACCUGAGGCAGAUAAUCAACAGUUGAUUCCAGACUUAGAAGGGGAUAUCCUUUUCCUCACAGACAGCUCUGGCAGUGUUUCCCAUUAUGAAUUUGCCAAAGUCAAAGAGUUUAUGGUGAGGCUUCUAAGACCCUUUUACAUUGGCCCAAAUGAUGUUCAGGUCAGUAUUGUCCACAUCAGUACUAUUCCCACUUUGGAGUUCCCUUUUGACCGCUUCAGAUCAAACAGUGACUUACUUUCUGCUGUUAAAAACAUGACACAAAAAAUGGGAGACACAAACACAGGAAAAGCUCUGCAAUAUGCCAAGGACACCAUAUUUACAGAUGCUACUGGGUCAAGGGCUGGUAUUCCAAAAGUUUUAGUUUGGGUAACUGAUGGAAUUUCAACAGAUGAUAUAUUACAACCCAUGAACCUUCUCAAGGAUUUUGGUGUGCAUGCAUUUAUUGUCAGCACUGGAAGAGGAAAUUAUGUUGAACUGUCAGAGGCUGCAAGCCAACCAACAGAGAAUCAUCUGUACUUUGUGGAAGUAGAUGACCUGCCAAUCAUCUUAGAUGAGCUACUGGACUCCAUCAUAGAGGUGAUCAGAACUAAAAGGCUCAGAGCUUACGAUAUUACAUCAAGAGGCUUCCAACUGAACUGGCCACCAUUCUUUUCAGAUGACGCUGGGUAUUACGUGCUUAAAUACUACUCUGCUACAGAACCCAACAGAAAAAUUUCCCAAAAUUUACCAGGAUCACAGACUUCCCUUAAAGUGGCCAAUCUACAUCCAGGCACAACCUAUGAAGUGACGCUAAUCCCAGAAACUAAUGUUGGACUCAUGAAACCACAGACAAUAACUGUGACUACUUUGAAAGAGCUGAUCGUUCCUAAAAGCCUCAGUGCUUAUGAUAUUACAUCAUCAGGCUUCAAAAUACAGUGGUCCCCACUCUUUUCUACUUACCCUGGGUCUUAUGUACUUGAAUACUACUCUGUUACAGAUCCCCAGAUGAAGUACACCCAGAAAUUAUCGGGAGAUCAGACUUCCCUUAAAGUGAGCAAUCUCUAUCCUGGGACAUCCUAUGAAGUAACACUCAUCCCAAAAUCUGAUGUAGUAUUUAUAACACCACAGAAAAUAACUGUGACUACUUUGAAAGAGGUGAUCGUUCCUAAAAGCCUCAGAGCUUACAAUAUUACAUCAAGUGGCUUUCGAUUACAGUGGUCACCACUCUUUUCCACUGAUGCUGGGUAUUAUGUACUUGAAUACUACCCUACCACAGAUCGCCAGAGGAAGUACACCCAGAAAUUAUCAGGAGAUCAAACUUCCCUUGAAGUGAGCAAUCUCUAUCCUGGGACAUCCUAUGAAGUGACACUGAUCCCACACUCUAAUGUAGUAUUUAUACCAGAACAGAAAAUAACCGUGACUACUUUGAAAGAGGUGAUUGUUCCUAAAAGCCUUAGUGCUUACAAUAUUACAUCAUCAGGCUUCCGAUUACAGUGGUCACCACUUUUUUCUACUUACCCUGGGUCUUAUGUACUUGAAAUCUACUCUGCUACAGAUCCCCAGAAGAAGUAUACCCAGAAUUUAUCAGGAGAUCAGACUUCCCUUGAAGUGAGCAAUCUCUAUCCUGGGUCAUCCUAUGAAGUAACACUCAUCCCACAAUCAAAUGUAGUAUUUAUAGCACCACAGAAAAUAACUGUGACUACUUUGAAAGAGAUGAUCGUUCCUAAAAGCCUCAGAGCUUACAAUAUUACAUCAAGAGGCUUUCGAUUACAGUGGUCACCACUCUUUUCCACUGAUGCUGGGUAUUAUGUACUUGAAUACUACCCUACCACAGAUCGCCAGAGGAAGUACACCCAGAAAUUAUCAGGAGAUCAGACUUCCCUUGAAGUGAGCAAUCUCUAUCCUGGGACAUCCUAUGAAGUGACACUGAUCCCACACUCUAAUGUAGUAUUUAUACCAGAACAGAAAAUAACCGUGACUACUUUGAAAGAGGUAAUGAUUCCUAAAAGCCUAAGUGCUUACAAUAUUACAUCAUCAAGCUUCCAAUUACAGUGGUCCCCACUCUUUUCUACUUACCCUGGGUCUUAUGUACUUGAAUACUACUCUGCUACAGAUUACCAUUGGAAGUACAUCCAGAAUUUAUUAGGAGAUCAGACUUCCCUUAAAGUGAGCAAUCUCUAUCCUGGGUCAUCCUAUCAAGUAACACUCAUCCCACAAUCAAAUGUAAUAUUUAUAGCACCACAGAAAAUAACUGUGACUACUUUGAAAGAUGAAGUCACUCCAACACAGAUUCUGAUCUCAGAGUCCAAGCCUCAUAGUUUCAAAGUCAGCUGGUCCCCUAAACUAGACAGUGUCUCUCAUUACCAGGUUUUGUACAGCCCCCUGCGUAGAGGAUCUGCCAAGUCGGUUAUAGUGGGAGGCAGCCAGAAUACCACAGUCCUGGAAAAUCUCCUGCCAAACACUACAUACCUGGUGACAGUAAUAGCACAGUAUAAAUCUGGGCUGGAAAAAGCCCUGUCAGCAAAAGCUUGUACUCUGGAAGAGAAUUCACAAAUAAGACAUCUACAUUUUCAGAGCAUGAAUCCAAACAGCUUACAGGCUUCAUGGGAACAAGCUGAUGGGAAUGUCUUGGGCUACAAGGUAAGAUGCAGAAGACAGGCGGGUCCACCAUCUUUGCAAAGUGUGGCACCACAGAUGAACAGCGUGAUUGUGACAGGACUAGCUCCAGGGACAGCAAACAGGAUCUGUGUGACACCAGUGUAUAGCGGUCAGAAAGGAAAGGCACUCUGCAAGACCACUUACAUCCAGCCUGGCCCACAUGGACUACAGUUUCACUGCCUACAUUGUGCGGGAGUUUAAGUCCAUUGAUCAGCUUCAGUCCCUGCCACAUAUCAGCCUCAGAAGCAAAUCUGCCAGCAAGGCCAGAACUGUUAGAUACGUUUUCCUGCAUUCAAAACCAGCAGAACUGGAAGACUGACGAAAAUUUUGAUCUGGAAAUGUAUUUUCCUCCACUACCUGAAAGCUGCAACUUCUGAAGCCUGCAUAAUUACAACAUUACCAAUUUACAAUACUUGAAGCUGUCUUAGUAUUGUCAACUAAUACUAUAACUAUACCACAGACAGCUGUGUCAUCUUGAAGAAUAAGUUUAUGGCCAGUAGAAAAUUAAAAACCUGGGUUUGUAUUGCCCUCUGGUGGUAAAGAUUGGAAAAUGCAACAUUUUAAUCAUGUUACUGAUAAUGAAUGUGUUGUGUUUUGCAGGCGUUAUAAGACUUUUUAUUUUCUGUCCUCAGAAACUCAUGAGGAAACACUGUAACUUAAUCUAAAUCUAUACUGUUUCAGUUGUCAUGUUAUGUUAUACUAAUUGUUAUGCAAAGUUGUACGUAUUUUAUCAGGUAACAUUAAAUCCAGGCUGCACUAUACUGUACUUGUAAAUAUAAAACAAAUGAGAGCAAAUUACAACACACAUAACUGCACUACUCUCCAUUAUUAAUAUAUGUUUGUUAUAAUGUAUUUUUUAGCCUGUAAACAGGUAUUGCAAAUAAUUCUUAAAGAGACAACUUGUAACCAAUUAAGUGUGCACUUAAGGUGAUUUACUGAAUCGUGCAACUAAAACCUGACAGUAUGACAAAGUAGUAUGAAAUAUCUGUAUAGAAAAGAGAGCGUUGUUCUUUAUUCAGUGGCACUAGAUCAGUCAGCAUAUAUUCAGUGAAGACUUCUUGCCAGUUAUGUAAAUCUUACAAAGGAAAUUUCAUUACAACCCCAAAACUAUGCUGAUUCAGUGCUAGAAUAAAACUAAAAGCAUUACCCUUGUAUUUUACCAUAAUACAAUUCUGUAUGAGUGAUAUUCAAAUUAAUUGUACUUUUUUAGUUUCAUUUAAAUAAUGCAAACAGUAUGAUGCUUUUAAUUUGCUAUUUUAAUUUUCAGUCCAAAAAGAGCAGUAUAUUGUCUUAAAAAGAAACUUUACUCUGAUUUUAACUGAGAAAUUACCAUACAAAUUAACAAUGUUGUACUUUGAAAAUACAUGGAGCAGUCAGUCUCAUCUGGAAAGUUUCUAUAUUAUAAAAUGAUUUCUAAAACUAUUUUUUUUUUUGGGGGGGGGUCACUGUGCUGUUGCAUUGGAAUAAAAUUAAGCCCUUUGCCUUGAUAAUUUACAGUACCCAGUUUGUAAUGCAGUCAGAAGACCCUAGUUGCAUUAUUUUUGGCAAAAGUAAAAUUGGAAUGGGCUGAGGAGCUGUAUGUUGCCCAUUACAGCAGGAACUAAAAAAUGUUACUGCAAGAAAAUUCCUUUAUUGGAUGAAGAUUGAAAAAAUAAAUAAAUAAAUAAAUUGCAAACACGAA
Protopterus annectens (West African lungfish) is the source of this 4741-nucleotide messenger RNA. RefSeq names its product collagen alpha-1(XII) chain-like. The transcript has 12 exons. Gene Ontology annotation, molecular function: protein binding. The coding region runs from base 337 to 3261 and encodes 974 amino acids. NCBI's taxonomy places the organism in Eukaryota, Metazoa, Chordata, Ceratodontiformes, Protopteridae. The record is from RefSeq and is a predicted model, not a curated record.